This is a messenger RNA of Fomitopsis serialis, 694 nucleotides long. RefSeq lists its product as uncharacterized. The coding region runs from base 1 to 573 and encodes 190 amino acids. The record is from RefSeq and is a predicted model, not a curated record. Lineage: Eukaryota; Fungi; Basidiomycota; Agaricomycetes; Polyporales; Fomitopsidaceae. The transcript has 2 exons.
AUGCGUUAUUCCAUCGUUGCGACGGCGGCACUCGUUGCAGGUGCUAUCGUCCCGGCUAUUGCUCUUCCCAUUGAUUUGAAUACUCGUGGAUUCUAUGACGGGUCGCUUGAUGCCCGUGCCGUUCAGGCUCGCUCUCCUGCGCGGAACCGCACCCCUUCGCCCCCGCCGCCUCCCCCUCCGCCGCCAAACACCCCGGAACCGGAGGAGAAGAACCAUAGGAAACACAAGCGCGAUCUAUACGACGUCAUUGAAUACUUGCAGGCUCGCUCUCCUGCGCGGCAUCGUACCCCUUCGCCUCCUCCGCCGCCUCCUCCUCCGCCAAACACCCCAGAGCCGGUGGUGACGAAUUUGAAUCAUAGGAAGCACAAGCGCGAUCUCUAUGACAUCGUUGACUACUUGCAGGCUCGCUCUCCUGCGAGAAAUCGCACCCCUUCACCUCCGCCGCCUCCUCCGCCGCCGCCAAACACUCCAGAGCCGGUGGAGAAGAGCUUGAAUCAUAGGAAGCACAAGCGCGCCGAUUUGGAAACCUUCGCGGAUCUGUUGGCUAGGAUGAAAAUCGAUGACCUGGAUUGAUGCGUAGUUGCUGAUUAUGCUCUCCGUGAAUCAAUCACGUCCCCAUGUACUCAGUACUCAGAGCAAGUUGUCGUCAUGUAUGUGCUUUCAGUGUUCGCUAACCGGCCUGGGGGUGUGCCAC